Corapipo altera (White-ruffed manakin) is the source of this 5151-nucleotide messenger RNA. It is a transcript of the gene CNGA3, whose product is annotated as cyclic nucleotide gated channel alpha 3. The record is from RefSeq and is a predicted model, not a curated record. Lineage: Eukaryota; Metazoa; Chordata; Aves; Passeriformes; Pipridae. Gene Ontology annotation, cellular component: plasma membrane; intracellular cyclic nucleotide activated cation channel complex. The coding region runs from base 168 to 2372 and encodes 734 amino acids. The transcript is spliced from 9 exons. Gene Ontology annotation, biological process: monoatomic cation transmembrane transport. Gene Ontology annotation, molecular function: intracellularly cGMP-activated cation channel activity; cGMP binding; intracellularly cAMP-activated cation channel activity.
AACCGCGCCGGGAAGGGCAGCGCUGACCGCCAGCGUCACUCGGGGAUCGCGGCCCCGGGGCAUCCGCGUCCCACAGGCAGGCGGACGGUCGGACGGAGCUCCAGAGUUCGGGUGCUGCGGAGGAAAGCGUGGGCAGCUGUCGUUUAGAUGUUGAUAUGUAAAGCAAAAUGGCAAAAAUCAACACCCAGCACUCCUACCCUGGUAUGCACAGACUGUCUGUCAGAACUACUGAUGAAGAUAUUGAAAGGAUUGAAAAUGGCUAUAUCAGAACCCAUUCACUGUGUGAAGAUGCGUCUUCAGAACUGCAGGGAGUCAUUUCUGUGGAGGGAAGACAUGUAUCUGAAUCCCAGACGAGCUCAUUCACAGGCAGGGGAGCAAUGGCAAGGCUGUCACGAUUUGUCUUAUCCGUAAGGUCAUGGGCCACAAGACAUUUGCAUCAUGAAGACCAAAGGCCCGAUUCUUUCCUGGAACGUAUCAGAGGGCCGGAGCUCGUAGAGGUGUCCAGUAGGCAAAGUAACAUCCGCUCCUUUCUGGGUAGCCGUGAGCGGCCUGGGGCAGUAAACAGUCACUGGCCUUUGGCCAGGUUUAAUGUCAACUAUAGCAACAACACCAAUGAAGACAAAAAGGAAGAAAAGAAAGAGGUUAAAGAGGAGAAAAAAGAGGAAAAGAAAGAGGAAAAGAAAGAGGAAAAGAAAGAGGAAAAGAAAGAUGACAAAAAAGAUGACAAAAAAGAUGAUAAAAAAAAGGAAGAGCCAAAAAAAGAGAUCUUUGUGAUAGAUCCUUCAAGCAAUCUGUACUACAACUGGCUGACCAUAAUUGCUGCACCCGUGUUCUAUAACUGGUGUAUGCUAGUGUGCAGAGCCUGCUUUGAUGAGCUACAAAUGGACCAUGUUAAAUUAUGGCUGUUCUUGGAUUACUGCUCUGAUAUCAUCUAUUUUUUUGACAUGUUUGUCAGAUUCAGAACAGGCUUCCUUGAACAAGGCUUGCUAGUUAAGGAUGAAAAGAAAUUACGAGAACAUUAUACCAAAACGUUGCAGUUCAAACUGGAUGUGCUGUCUCUUCUGCCAACCGACCUGGCUUAUUUGAAACUUGGUUUGAACUACCCUGAACUACGAUUUAACCGCUUGCUGAGGAUUGCUCGGCUGUUUGAGUUUUUUGACCGUACUGAGACCAGGACAAAUUAUCCAAACAUGUUUCGUAUUGGAAAUCUUGUGUUGUACAUCCUUAUCAUCAUCCACUGGAAUGCGUGUAUAUACUUUGCGAUUUCGAAGGUCAUUGGAUUUGGAACCGACACUUGGGUCUAUCCCAACAUUUCCAUUCCAGAGUAUGCACGCCUGUCUAGGAAGUACAUUUACAGUCUGUACUGGUCGACGCUCACACUGACGACCAUUGGAGAAACACCUCCCCCGGUGAAAGACGAAGAGUAUCUCUUUGUAGUCAUUGACUUCCUGGUGGGUGUGCUGAUCUUUGCUACCAUUGUUGGUAAUGUCGGCUCCAUGAUUUCUAACAUGAAUGCUUCCAGGGCUGAAUUCCAGGCCAAAGUGGAUUCUAUUAAACAGUACAUGCAAUUCCGAAAAGUGACUAAGGAUUUGGAAGCCAGGGUUAUUAAGUGGUUUGAUUACCUCUGGACCAACAAGAAAACAGUGGAUGAGAAGGAAGUUCUCAAAAAUCUGCCUGACAAGUUGAAGGCUGAAAUUGCCAUCAAUGUCCAUUUGGACACGCUAAAGAAAGUGCGUAUAUUCCAGGAUUGUGAAGCUGGGCUUCUCAUUGAGCUGGUACUGAAACUGAAACCUACCGUCUUCAGUCCUGGGGACUACAUUUGUAAAAAAGGAGAUAUUGGAAGAGAAAUGUACAUUAUUAAAGAGGGAAAGUUGGCUGUGGUGGCAGAUGAUGGCAUAACCCAAUUUGUAGUCCUAAGCGAUGGCAGCUACUUUGGUGAAAUCAGCAUCUUAAACAUCAAAGGCAGCAAAUCUGGCAAUAGAAGGACAGCCAACAUUAGGAGUAUUGGUUAUUCUGAUUUGUUCUGCUUGUCUAAAGAUGAUUUAAUGGAAGCCCUCACAGAGUAUCCAGAAGCCAAAAAGGCUCUGGAAGAGAAAGGGCGUCAAAUUCUGAUGAAAGACAAUUUAAUAGAUGAGGAGGCAGCAAAAGCUGGAGCUGACCCAAAAGACUUGGAAGAAAAAGUAGGAAGACUUGAAACAGCUCUGGAUACGCUGCAGACUAGGUUUGCUAGGCUCAUGGCAGAAUACACUGCAUCUCAACAAAAGGUGAAGCAGAGACUUUCCAGAGUAGAAACCCGAGUGAAAAAAUAUGGUAGUGGCAGCUUAUCAGUUGCAGAAGCAGAGGCUGAAAAACCUGAGGAGAAAAAGCAGUAAUGGAGCAUUUAUAUUUCCUCAUUUAUUUGAGAAAGUUGAAGCACUGAAAGCCAUAAAUGUAUGUAAAUACGUGUGUGCAUACAUAGACAUGAUUAUUUUUAUAUGAACUCAAGAGAAUGGUUUUUAGCACUUUUAACUGAAGCAGUAUUUCUUUGCAAAUAGAACACUGUCACCAUCUUCUUAGGGGGAAAUUUGGACUGGCUCUUGGGUACUUUUUUGUACUGGGAGUGGGUUUCUUACAAGUUAUGCUCAGAAUGUCUGUUUUGUUUGGUACCUGUAGGCCUUGACACACUGUCUCUUCCCAUACAUCUUGUGUUAAGAAGGCAUUGUACUUGAAGUAGAAGGAAUUGGUUUUUUUCUUUUUUAAGGGCUUAAAAAUAUUUAUAGGGUACCUGCUGUACUUUGCUACCUUAGUAGCUGAUUAAAUGUAUGGACAGAAUCCGGGUUUCUCAAAAUCUUUGUUCUUUCGCAGUGUAGAGUCUGUGCAAACAGUAGUCCGACAGCAAAGCAGCAUCACUUACCUGGGCAUUGCAGUGCAGCCCUGCACGUGUAUGAAACAGCCAUGCAUCUGGAUGCGUUAGUCUAAUUCUUUCUAAUGAGCUGGGCUCUGCACAAAAGGACCGUGCUGAGAGAGUAGCAGUGCUUAUUCAUGUCCUUUCUGGCAUGGUCUGUGACAGCCUUUGCUGCUCUGCAACUGCUUCACUAGGGGACAGUGUGAAAUCCCCCCUUUUGUUUUUCUUAGCACAGUUCCAUCCCCACUGGUAAAACACUCACUUGGAAGAGAGUCCCCAAAAGCUCACUGGCGGAAGGCAGCUGGGGCAGUAUGGCUUCACCAAACCUGGGAAGAGAAAAGAGGGCCCUGGUGCAUGCAGUUGCUGUAUGUGGGAUGUUGAGUGAAUUCCCUGUCAGCAAGCGGGCAGUCCCAGAGGGAGGCUAUGGAGAAACUGUGUGGGCUGGCAGGGUAGGCUGUCCCUGCCUGCCAGCCAGCUUUCUCCCACAACAGGGUUUCUGUGAGGCAGGGAACAAGCGCCAUGUUGCAAAGUCAUUCCAGUCACUAGGCCUAUGUUUUCUUCCUUUUUCUUCUUUUAAGAACAGGUGCCUACUCCACCUCUCUUUCCUAUUUACUGCCAUCCUUUCUCCAAAGUAGUUGUCACACUACCAUGUUUCUGUUAGUUAGGGAGAAUGCAGGCCACAUUUGCUCAGGUUGUGUUGAUUGAUUUUCUGCUUGCUGCAGAGUAGUUGUCUGGCUCUGAGUUGAAUACACCUCUGGUCCACUCAGCCUGUUGUGAUAUUCAGGUUGGCACUGAGGUUUCUUGCAGCCUCAGGAUUUGCAUCCUGCACAUCCCUCUUAGCUUUCUCCACCCUCCUGCUCCCAGUUUCUUUCUAGGCCUCUCUCCCUCCCGUUGAGGGGAUUUUUUUAGUAUUCUCCUGCUGGGAAGAUACUAGCUUUCAUUUUUUGCUGUACAGUAUUUUUCUGUCAUGUAACCUUCCCUAUGUUACUAUCCUCCCUUACCGCACUGCUUUUUGAAAAGUAUGGAGUAGCACAGCCUGUUCAGCACCCAUGGCACAGGAGCUGGAUUCUCCAAUGGCAUUAGGUAUUACCAUGGGCACUGCUCUGACUUUUCAAUUGUCCUCAGUCCUGACUGAGGAGCCCUAACAGCAUGUGGGAUUGAUGGCCUGUGGGAGAAUUGGUGAGAAAUCCACUGAGGGUAGUUUAACUGCAUGGUAGUGGAAUAAAAAGAGGUGGUUUUGCUAAACUGAAUACAACUGCUCAGAGUAAGCACUUGUCUCUGGGCAAGCAGCUGUCCCCCUUCUAUUGACACUUUUGAGCCUAGUGAUGGAGUUAAAUCUGUCAGUGACUAAGGAACAGGGCUUUGCCAGCAACACUGGCAAAGGGACCAUUGGGUAGUAAUGUCCACACACGGCCCAUGUCUAAACUCCUGUUAUCAUUGGCCUAGAAGACAACUACACUUAGGUAUCUGCUGUAGACUGGUCUUAACUUCUAUUAUCAAAAUUUCCACUGACGGUAACAAGUGGUUUGGAAAGUAGCUGAGAUCUGUAUGUGGCCAGUGGCAUUGGGGAGUAUUGGUCUGUCAGCUGAAUUUUGUCCUUAUUUUCUUUAAGGGUUUGGGACCAAUGGGGAGGUCAGAGAGGCUGCUUUUGGCAUGGUCUAGUGCCCUCGCUACCCCUGAGGAAAGCAGGGCUGAGGUGGAGCUGGGUGUGGGUUUGUGGCAGUGGACCAUGGCAAGCACAAACGGGGCAGUCACAGGCUGCUGCACCUGCAACUUUCACCUCGUAAGAGAGGCAGGUACUGCACUCACCUGUGGCUGAUGUUCACUGCUGUGUUACUCCUACACCACAUCUGGUAGGUGUUUUGUACUUAUUGACAUGUUCUAUAUCGGUCAUUGUCCUCUGUAAAUAUCUAUACCCAACAUAGUACAGCUGUUCCAGGCCAAUAGGUAUAUACAAGUAAAGCUGUAUAAAGUACUGUUUAUACCUGUUUAAAAACCUUACAAACACAAGACUGCUUCUUUACCUGAUGGAUCAGAACAGCCUAAUCUACCAGUUAAAUACAUAUUUGCUAUUCCCUUUCCAUGCCUCUUGGUCUGGUUUUCAUAUGCCAGAAAAAGAGCAUUGUGAUGCUACUGGUUUCAGUCACUUUGAAACAUACAGCUUCUGGCAUGACGACAUCACAUCCUUUGAUCAGUUUAUCUCUGUAAGAUGUUUUUUCCCCUUCUUUAAUGUGGCUACAGCAUGUACAUUAAAAUAUUUUGAGUAA